AUGAAAUGUAAUGAGAGAAUUAAAAAGUAUCAUUUGAAUCAUAGUGACCUCCAGCAUAACUGCAAACUUAAUCAACACAGAUGUUCAAACUAAUGUCCUGAAUGCAAAAGCUUUUGUAACAAAUUAGUUAACCACGAUGGAUAUCAUGCUACAAACACUCACAGAAAUAAAGAGAAUUGUGUAUUCGUUUCUAAUUAAGGCAAGAAAACUGUUUCAAUCUUCUCUGAUGGUAAAAGGAGAGAGUACAAAAUUGGUGAAUCAUGUUUGCCUGAAAAUUGUUCAUCCUCAUGUGGCAGAAAAGGAAGAAGUCACUUUCAUUUAAAACCGUGCUUAGGUGGAGAAAACUGUUAAGCCCGUAUGAAUCCGUUUGUAAGUCACUCAGUAGAAAAAUAUCAUCCUUUUGAGGACAAAGUUUUCGAUAAAUGGCUCUGCUAUAAUUAUUGGGAAUCAUAUGGAUGGGAAGCUCCAGUUACCCUUGACCUUCUUGAGGAGAUUUAAUCAUGUAACUUUUACUGUUCCCAUUCAACCCAUGGGGAUGAAAAGAAAUUCUGUGAAGGAAAGGCAUGGCACGAUGGCAAUCACAUUUUCCAUUGUGAUCACCCAAUAAUAUUGACUAAUAUAAUUGACGUGGUUUUCUGUUGUGAUACAACUGGCUCAAUGGAUGCAUAUAUUGAUAAGUCAAUAGACACAAUUCUAAGAAUAAUUGAAAUGAUCAAUGUAAUGGGAGCUGCUGAAUGCAGAGAGAGAAGUAUCUAGUUUGGUUUCGUUGCUUAUAGAGAUCAUCCUCCUGAAGAUGAAACUUAUGUAACUAAAUACUAAAACAUGGCUGAUUAUAUGUCUGCUCUGGCAUUCAUCUAAGACUUAGAAGCUAAAGGUGGUGGAGAUGGCCCUGAGGCAGUACUUGAUGGUCUAUAUGAUUCUAUUCAUAAGAUGAACUGGAGAGAUAAAUCAUUACGAUUUAUAUUCCAUAUAGCUGAUGCACCUCCUCAUGGAAUACAGUAUACAGGAGGUGGAAAUAUUGAUGGUUUUCCAGAAGGAUGUCCUUGUUAGUAUACCAUAGAUAAAAUUGCAAGUGAUUUGAAGCAAUAUCAAAUAAAAUACAAACUACUAAAAAUAGGUACUUUUGCAAACAAAAUGGCUGAGAUUUUCAAAAGUAAAAUUGAAGACUAUGAGUUGUAGGAUCUUGAUUCGGCUCUUUAAAUGGAUAUUAAAGUAGCUGAGAUGGUUAUCAGGGACAUUAGAAGUGAAGAAUUUGAUGUUAUAGAUUAGCAUUGA
Molecule: messenger RNA, 1275 nt
Organism: Stylonychia lemnae
Lineage: Eukaryota; Ciliophora; Spirotrichea; Sporadotrichida; Oxytrichidae
Source: the annotation of a GenBank genome assembly